AUGUCCGGCCCAUCAGACAAUGGCGCAGCGCCGCCUUCGCACCAGCUGGUGACCGAGGCCAACCGCGCUUUUUAUGCCGCCACCGCCAAGGAGUACGACAACCUGGGCAAGGGCGCCACCGUCCAGCUGGCGCAGGACAAUGCCGCCAGCAUCCUCGAACGCGUCCCUGGCAUCAAGGACGGCCAGACGGAGCUGCUUGACUUUGCCGCGGGCACCGGCCUGCUCUCUAUGCUGCUGGCACCUCGAGUCAAGUCUAUCUACGCCGUGGAUCUCUCCGAAGAUAUGGUCGGCGUGCUGCAGUCGAAGCUCGAUGCGCAGCCUGCCGACGCGCGGGUCGACAACAUCCACCCCAUCGCCGCCGACCUUCUCGCCUCGACUCCGCCGCAGCUCGAGGGCAAGCAGGUGGACGUGGUCACCUGCACAAUGGCCUUCCACCACUUCGCUGAUCCAGCCCGCGUCGCCUCGGUGCUGAGCGGAUUCCUCCGAAGCGGCGGAUACCUUGCCAUCGUCGACCUCAUCCAUCAGGACGAGCCAAUCAAGCUUGACGAGCCCGCGGAGCAUGGGCAAGCUGAAGGCCACGAGCACGGUCACGGGCACGAUCAUGGACACGGCCACGGACAUGAUCAACAGGCAGGCGCCAACAAGGACAACGUGAUCGCACACAAGCACGGCUUCAGCCGCCAGGACAUGCUAGGCUUCUUUGAGGCGGCCGGGCUCAAGCUCGUCGAGAUGGAGAAGUCGUCCCAGUUCAACUGGCGGGGACGCAUGUUUGACACUUUCCUCGCCGUCGCACAGAAGCCCUGA
This is a messenger RNA of Pseudozyma flocculosa PF-1, 804 nucleotides long. RefSeq lists its product as uncharacterized. The record is from RefSeq and is a predicted model, not a curated record. NCBI's taxonomy places the organism in Eukaryota, Fungi, Basidiomycota, Ustilaginomycetes, Ustilaginales, Ustilaginaceae. The transcript is spliced from 2 exons. The coding region runs from base 1 to 804 and encodes 267 amino acids.